Molecule: messenger RNA, 744 nt
Organism: Symbiodinium natans
Lineage: Eukaryota; Dinophyceae; Suessiales; Symbiodiniaceae
Source: the annotation of a GenBank genome assembly
AUGGCGCCCAUGUCAAGGCGUCGCAAGGUGCUCAAGACGGGACGGCUCAUCAAAAAAUCGAAACGCCUUGUUGAGCACAGGGAUGCUGCAACAAGGGUGGCUGUGGCGUUGAAGGAGGCGGAGAUGGAGAUGGAAAAGGCUGUGGCGUUGAAGGAGGCGGACAUGGAAAAGGCUGUGGCGUUGAAGGAGAUGGAAAAGGAGAUGGAAAAGGCGAUGGCGUUGAAGGAGGCGGAGGCUAAAUUUCAGCUUAAAGUUGAAAUAGACGCAGUCAAAAAUAAGAUGCAGAUGGAGAUCGACAUUACAAAGCUCAAGUAUAUCAACGUGAGCUCUCGAUUCUGGCUUGAACUGGUCUUCCAGGACUUUGCCACAUACGCGCGCAGCCAGAACUUGCAGCGAGCCGCGAAGCUCUGGAACUCGUCGGGUAGGCCCAUCAUGAGCAGGGUGAAUGCCUAUCUAGUUUCAAAUCCUUCCCGGUGGCAAGCCUUCUUGCGUCAUAAGAAGCUUCAGACACUACAGCAGUUCCCAACAAUACCCGAGAUGCUGCUGUAUGGUGCUGCGAGUUCUGGCCUCCAUCAGCCACUAGGAGGUCUGGUCAUUGUGGACUUGUCUGGACACACGGGCUGGCCAGACUAUGCGCAAUUGUUCCACGACGUGGGUGAGUUUUAUGCCAAGCAGAAUGGCUACGCUGUGGAGCGCUUGGACUUGACAAAGGCACAUGUCGCAAUGAUGCGACAACCUAUCUGA